UUAAACACUAGUAUAUAAUAGUAUUAAUACUCUCUCUCUCUCUAUCUUUGAAUAUACAAUACGUGUCUUUUAAUAUACAAUUCAAUACAUUAUUAUAACUAUAAGUCUAUAAAACAAAACACACGUUUCGGGUGACUAUUAUUAUUAAGUCAAUUAUUACCUAUUGAUUGACCACUUUUUUUUUGGACGGACGGACGGACGGACUGACCGACCAAUUGGUCCAUUCAAGUGAUUUAUAAUAAUAAUAAUAAUAACUACAAACUUAAUGACAAUGAAGAAAACUUGUGGCCACUACUGUCUGGUGGCAUUCGUGGCCCUGUCGGUGACGUUUUGUUUAGCGGCCAAAAAGGACGACUCGUCGUCCACAGCCGACGGCAAAGACUCUGUCGGUACGGUUAUCGGUAUUGAUUUGGGAACCACUUAUUCGUGUGUCGGUGUGUUCAAGAACGGUCGGGUCGAGAUCAUUGCCAACGAUCAAGGAAAUCGUAUAACACCGUCGUAUGUAGCCUUUACUCAGGAGGGCGAACGUCUCAUUGGCGAUGCGGCCAAAAAUCAGUUGACAUCGAAUCCCGAAAACACUGUAUUCGAUGUCAAACGGCUGAUCGGUCGCGAAUGGUCUGAUAAAACGGUUCAAUCGGAUGUAAAAUUUUUUCCAUUCAAAGUUAUCGAGAAGAAUAGCAAACCGCACGUUAAGGUCGAGACGGCUCAGGGUAUGAAAGUGUUUGCACCCGAAGAAGUAUCGGCAAUGAUAUUGACCAAAAUGAAAGAGACAGCCGAAGCCUAUUUGGGUAAAAAGGUUACGCACGCUGUGGUAACCGUACCGGCCUAUUUCAACGAUGCUCAACGUCAGGCCACCAAAGAUGCCGGUGCUAUUGCCGGCCUAAUUGUUAUGCGUAUUAUCAACGAACCGACUGCAGCGGCCAUUGCCUACGGACUGGACAAACGCGAAGGCGAAAAGAAUAUCUUGGUUUUCGACUUAGGCGGCGGUACUUUCGACGUAUCGCUACUGACCAUCGAUAACGGUGUCUUCGAAGUCGUAUCGACUAAUGGCGACACUCAUUUGGGUGGCGAAGAUUUCGAUCAGCGAGUUAUGGAACACUUUAUCAAACUGUAUAAGAAAAAAACGGGUAAAGAUAUGCGUUCGGACAAUCGGGCCGUCCAGAAGUUGCGCCGUGAGGUCGAAAAAGCUAAACGAACCCUUAGUGGUGCACAUCAGGCGAGGAUUGAAAUCGAGUCCCUAUUCGACGGCGAAGAUUUUAGCGAAGUCCUCACUCGGGCCAAGUUUGAAGAGCUUAAUAUGGAUCUGUUUCGGUCGACACUGAAACCCGUACAGAAAGUUCUCGAAGAUGCCGAUCUACAGAAAAAAGAUAUCCACGAAAUUGUUUUAGUCGGCGGUUCUACUCGUAUACCAAAAGUACAACAAUUAGUCAAAGAGUUUUUCAAUGGCAAAGAGCCGACACGCGGUAUCAAUCCGGACGAAGCCGUAGCUUUCGGCGCUGCCGUCCAGGCGGGCGUACUAUCCGGCGAAGAGGAUACCGGCGAACUGGUCCUAUUGGACGUUAACCCACUGACUAUGGGUAUCGAAACUGUUGGCGGCGUUAUGACCAAAUUGAUUCCCCGAAAUACAGUCAUUCCGACCAAAAAAUCCCAGAUAUUCAGUACCGCAUCCGAUAACCAACACACCGUAACCAUCCAAGUCUACGAAGGCGAACGGCCGAUGACCAAAGAUAACCAUAUGUUGGGCAAGUUUGACUUGACUGGUAUACCGCCGGCACCCCGUGGUGUACCCCAGAUAGAGGUUACAUUCGAAAUCGAUGUCAACGGUAUACUGAAAGUAUCCGCCGAAGACAAGGGUACCGGCAAUAAGGAAAAGAUUACGAUUACCAACGAUCACAAUCGCUUGACACCCGACGAUAUCGAACGGAUGAUCAAAGACGCCGAGAAGUUUGCCGACGACGACAAAAAAGUCAAAGAGAAAGUCGAAGCUAAAAAUGAAUUGGAAUCGUAUGCCUAUUCCUUGAAGAACCAGUUGGCCGACAAAGAGAAAUUGGGCGGUAAGAUAACCGAUGAGGAAAAGACAACCAUAGAGUCGGCAGUUGAUGAGACAAUCAAAUGGAUGGAAUCGAAUUCGGAAGCAGAAGUAUCGGAAAUGAAGGCCAAGAAGAAGGAACUCGAGGAUACUGUUCAGCCGAUUAUUGCUAAACUGUAUGCCGGAGCUGGAGGUGCGCCGCCGCCACCCGGCGGUGAUGAGGACGGCUCGUCAUCGCCCGAUACGGAAAAGGAUGAACUUUAACCUGUCUUUCAUUGUCUAUAUAUAUAUCUCUCUCUCUCAUUGUUUGUAUAAAAAUAAGCAAUCGUUAGGUGUUUUUAAUUAUUUUAUUAAUUAAUAAUAUAAUAUAUUAGCUCUCAUUUUAUUCAUCACCCAAUUGUUUCCAAACACUUCAAACAAAACAACUACAACAACAACAAACAAGUCAUCAAAUUUCUAAUUUAUUUU
Messenger RNA from Oppia nitens, 2497 nucleotides. RefSeq names its product endoplasmic reticulum chaperone BiP-like (gene Hsc70-3). Gene Ontology annotation, biological process: protein refolding; cellular response to unfolded protein; endoplasmic reticulum unfolded protein response. Lineage: Eukaryota; Metazoa; Arthropoda; Arachnida; Sarcoptiformes; Oppiidae. The transcript has 5 exons. Gene Ontology annotation, cellular component: endoplasmic reticulum lumen; endoplasmic reticulum chaperone complex; cytoplasm. The coding region runs from base 266 to 2293 and encodes 675 amino acids. Gene Ontology annotation, molecular function: heat shock protein binding; ATP hydrolysis activity; misfolded protein binding. The record is from RefSeq and is a predicted model, not a curated record.